This is a messenger RNA of Pseudomassariella vexata, 1128 nucleotides long. RefSeq lists its product as uncharacterized. The record is from RefSeq and is a predicted model, not a curated record. Lineage: Eukaryota; Fungi; Ascomycota; Sordariomycetes; Amphisphaeriales; Pseudomassariaceae. The transcript has a single exon. The coding region runs from base 249 to 1070 and encodes 273 amino acids.
AGGCGGCUCCUCCGUCGACGCUGAUUCAGAUCAUCGCGGAAAAAGGCGCUCUUGGAUCUCUACCCAUGUCCACCAUGUGCUUGGGUGCCAUCGACAUACAAGUCUACCCACAUAAAUAUUCGCAAUGAAGCUCUUAACUUCACGCUUUUUCCCUUGCCAAAACCAGCUUCUGUCUGGGAAGAGAUGGGGCGCACUCAGGAUCUGCCUACGCCACGAGAGCGCGGAGCGGGACUUCACACGGAUCCACCAUGGGCUUUCCAUUUCAAAGAUACAUGGGUGUGCACCUGAAUUAUCAUCUCCCUAUCGCAUACUCAAAAGAUCAUGCGUCGCAUCUUCUUUCUCCUGUUGUUGAUUACGAUGAGACUGUUUUGACUCUUCGAGCCCUGGGAAUCAAGGUGCCGAACCUAGUCCGACAAAAUCCUUCACCCCCGUUCUCAUGGGAUCAACAAGACACGGGCAUCAAGAAAGGUAGUCCUGGCCGCGGUCGUCAGGUCGAAAUUUUCGGCUUCAGCUACCUAUCGCAACAAAACUCACGAUUACCAAGUCGAGAACUUCUUUGUACCGCCCAAAGACCACAAGCAUGCCAACGCUACAAUAAUUGGAGCCUUUUCUUACUGCGAGGCACAGCGAAAACCAACCCUGCGUUCUCGAACCAUCAUCACCAUUGUCAAAGCUUGCAACUCCGCUUGGUGGUGUCGACCAGAUGUACUAUAUUUCUCCAGGGACAAGUUAGGACGGCCGGACGAGGUCGACUAUUCGGGUUCCUCUCUGGCGGCGGGAACCUGGCCUGGUAUCUACGCGUGAAAUAUUCAAGAGUCCGACGUCAUGAUAGCAACGGAGCAGCAAACACGGAACAGACGAACUUAUCGAUAUUUCAUUGUCUUCAAAGUGAAUUCGACUAUUUCCACCAACUCCACCGGCUAUGCAUUAGCUCCAGGGUACAUCUUACAACAACAAAAAAAGCAACAACCCAACGCCUCGCCCGCCUGUCAUUUCGCAUAGCCCUUAUGUGCCGCGACGUAGCCACUCUUAUAUACAUCUACGUCGGCUCUCAUCAACGACACGUUUAGCCGCGUCCGGUGGGGGGAAUUUGGGUAUCAAUACUAGCUCUGAUGGGUGCUGAGGAAA